AUGUCUCAGGAAGGUGAUUAUGGGAGGUGGACAAUAUCUAGUAGUGAUGAAAGUGAGGAUGAAAAGCCCAAGCUGGACACGCCAUCUACCUCUUCUCUCCCCUGCGCUGGGCAGAGAGCAGCCCGUGAGCCACGGUACACCUGUUCCGAGGCUAGGCGAGCCGCCCACAGAAGGAAAAUGUCACCCGUGAAAUUCGGCGGCACCACGGAGUCGGCUCCGGCAGUUUCACCUCCCAAGAGGCAGAAAGGCAGUUCCCAGGACGACCUCGGCUGGUGUCUCUCCAGUAGUGACGAUGAGCUGCAGCCAGGCAUGCCACAGACACCAGCUGGGGCAGGGCAGGACACAGAGGAGCAAGGGCCCACUCCUCCCCAAGUCUGUACGGCAGAAAGGACCAGAAACCACGGCCCUCCCGUCAGGCACAGGCUCAAAGAGGAGGAGGAGGAUGAAUACGAGACAUCAGGGGAAGGCCAGGAUAUCUGGGACAUGUUGGAUAAAGGGAACCCCUUCCAGUUCUACCUCACGAGGGUCUCAGGAAUUAAGGCAAAGUACAACUCUGGAGCCCUGCACAUCAAGGAUAUUUUAUCUCCUCUAUUUGGGACACUUGUUUCUUCAGCUCAGUUUAACUACUGCUUUGACGUGCACUGGCUGGUAAGACAGUACCCACCAGAGUUCAGGAAUAAACCGAUCUUGCUUGUCCAUGGCGAUAAACGAGAAGCUAAGGCUCACUUACAUGCUGAGGCAAAGCCUUACGAAAACGUUUCCCUCUGCCAGGCAAAACUGGAUAUUGCAUUUGGAACACACCACACGAAGAUGAUGCUCCUGCUCUAUGAAGAAGGCCUCCGGGUUGUCAUCCACACCGCCAACCUCAUCCAUGCUGACUGGCACCAGAAAACUCAAGGCGUAUGGCUGAGCCCCUUGUACCCACGAAUUGGCCAUGGAACUCACGGAUCUGGAGAAUCAACAACACAUUUUAAAGCCGACCUCAUCGGUUACUUGAUGGCUUAUAAUGCUCCUUCCCUAAAGGAGUGGAUCGAUACCAUCCAGGAGCAUGAUCUUUCUGGAACAAAUGUGUACCUUGUCGGAUCAACCCCAGGACGCUUCCAAGGAAAUCAGAAAGACAAUUGGGGACAUUUUAGACUUCGUAAGAUCUACCCUUCUGUGGAAAAUGUGCGGACAAGCUUGGAAGGAUACCCUGCCGGGGGCUCUCUUCCCUAUGGCAUCCAGACAGCUGAGAAGCAGCUCUGGCUGCACUCCUACUUUCACAAGUGGUCAGCUGAGACAUCUGGCCGCAGCAAUGCCAUGCCGCACAUUAAGACGUAUAUGAGACCCUCUCCAGACUUCAGCAAGAUUGCUUGGUUCCUUGUCACGAGCGCAAAUCUGUCCAAAGCUGCCUGGGGAGCGUUGGAGAAAAACGGCGCCCAGCUGAUGAUCCGCUCCUACGAGCUUGGCGUCCUCUUCCUUCCUUCGACGUUGGGCCUGGACAGCUUCAGCGUGAAGCCCAAAUUCUUUGCAAGCAGCCAGGAGCUCACAGCAUCCUUUCCUGUUCCAUAUGAUCUGCCUCCAGAACUUUAUGACAGUAAAGAUCAGCCAUGGAUUUGGAAUAUUCCUUAUGUCAAAGCACCAGAUACACAUGGGAACAUGUGGGUCCCUUCCUGA
Messenger RNA from Orycteropus afer afer, 1656 nucleotides. RefSeq names its product tyrosyl-DNA phosphodiesterase 1 (gene TDP1). Gene Ontology annotation, biological process: double-strand break repair; single strand break repair. NCBI's taxonomy places the organism in Eukaryota, Metazoa, Chordata, Mammalia, Tubulidentata, Orycteropodidae. The transcript has 14 exons. The coding region runs from base 1 to 1656 and encodes 551 amino acids. Gene Ontology annotation, cellular component: nucleus. The record is from RefSeq and is a predicted model, not a curated record. Gene Ontology annotation, molecular function: 3'-tyrosyl-DNA phosphodiesterase activity; double-stranded DNA binding; single-stranded DNA binding.